AUGGGGACUUGGAAGAUAUUUUGGGUGAUCAUCUUCCUUGCAGCUAGUUUUGGAUUCAUCAAGUCACAGAAAGUUGCCUGCAGGGAGGCCUCCGUGGGAGACGUCGUGUUUCUGGUGCACAGCAGCAUCAACCCGCAGCAGGCCCACAGAGUGCGGAACUUCUUGUAUGCCUUGGCAAACACUUUCCACGUCGGCAGAGACACCAUCCGUGUGAGUCUGGCCCAGUACAACGAUACACCCGCUUCUGAGUUCCUGCUCUCUACUUACCACAGCAAAGGCGAGGUGUUGAGACACAUCCAGCGACUUCAGUUUAAGCCCGGAGGCAACAAGAUGGGCCAGGCCCUGUGGUACAUUCUAGAAUAUCACUUCCGGGAAGGAGCUGGGAGCCGGGCAAGCCAAGGGGUACCCCAGAUGGCCGUGGUGAUGACCAGUGGUCCAGCUGAGGACCACCUCCGUGAAGCAGUCGAAGCUUUCAGGAGGGCAGGAAUCUUGCUAUAUGCUAUUGGUGUGAAAGAGGCAGCUCGCGCAGAGCUCAGGGAGAUCACCAGUAGUCCCAAGGAUAAGUUCGCCUUUUUUGUUCCCAACUUCUCUGGCCUACCAGGCCUUGUCCAGAAGCUGCGGCAAGAACUCUGUGGCACUCUCGCAAAGGCGGCUAGGCCCACUGAGCGCGAAUCUUCAGCUUGUGCAGAGGCAUCCCUGGCUGAUAUUGUGUUUAUAGUGGACAGCUUAACUAGCAUUGGACCGCAGAACUUCCAGAAAGUAAAGGAUUUCCUUCUGUCUGUUGUCACGGGGCUUGACAUCAGCAGUGAUCGGGUCCAAGUGGGGCUGGUCCAGUAUAGUGAUAACAUCUACCCAGCCUUUCAGCUGAAACAGUCUUCUCUGAAGAGCAUGGUCCUGGACCAGAUCCGGAAUCUGUCCUAUAACACAGGGGGCACAAAUACAGGAAGUGCCCUAGAAUUCAUCAGGACCAACUACUUGACUGAGAUGAGUGGCAGCCGGGCCAAGGAUGGGGUCCCUCAGAUAGUUAUCCUGGUGACAGACGGGGAGUCGAGUGAUGAGGUCCAGGAUGCGGCUGACCAGCUGAAAAGGGAUGGAGUCUUUGUGUAUGUGGUGGGCAUCAACGUGCAAGAUGUCCAAGAGUUGCAGAAAAUAGCCAGUGAGCCGUUUGAGAAGUUCCUCUUCACCACAGAAGGCUUCAGCAUCCUGCAGGAGCUCUCAGGAAGCCUCCUUCAGGUUCUGUGUUUGACCAUGGAGAGACAGGCGAAAACGUCUACCAAGACCUAUGCAGACGUGGUUUUUCUUGCUGACACCUCCCAGGAGACAUCCCAGGCCAGUUUCCAGUGGAUGCAGAAUUUCAUCUCUAGAAUUAUUGGCACCCUGGAGGUUGGCAAAGACAAGUACCGGAUAGGGUUGGCUCAGUAUGGCGAUCAAGGCUACACUGAGUUUUUGUUCGACACCUACAAGACCCGGAAUGAGAUGACCACGCACAUCCGUGAGCACUUGGUGCUUCGGGGUGGCUCAAGGCGAACAGGCCAAGGCCUGCGGUUUCUUCGUCAGACCUUCUUCCAGGAGGCAGCAGGAAGCCGGUUCUUACAGGGCGUCCCCCAGUACGCGGUGGUCAUUACCUCAGGCAAAUCUGAGGAUGAGGUCGGAGAUGCCGCACAGACCCUGAGGAAGAGAGGCGUGGACAUCGUGUCUGUGGGGGUGCAGGGCUCCGACAGGACGGAACUAGAGAGGAUAGGCUCUCUAGUGCUCGUGUCUGACCUGCAGGGAGAAGAUGGAGCCAGUCAGCUAACGCAGGACGUGACUGAGGUGAUCCAGGGGACCUGGCAGCCUAAGGUCAUGAUGGAGGUUACGGAGGGGGCUGCAGGAGCCUGCCUGACUGCCAUUCCAGCUGACUUGGUGUUCCUCAUUGAAGAAUUUAGCAAGGUCAGGCAAUCCAAUUUCCGACAAGUUGUCCGUUUCUUGAAGAACAUCGUUCACUCUCUCAAUAUCCGUCCUGACGUCACAAGGAUCAGCUUGGUCUUUUACGAUGAGGAACCGCGGCUGGAGUUUUCCCUGGAUACGUUUCAAAACGCUGCCCAAGUCAUACACCAUCUGGACAAGCUGACUUUCCGAGGAGGAAGAGGAGGGAUGAAGGCAGGCGCUGCUUUGGAUUUCCUGAGGGGUCAAGUUUUCAUUCCAGAGAAGGGUAGCCGGUCCAGUCGAGGCGUGCAGCAGAUCGCGGUGGUCCUCAUGGAAGGUCCCUCUCUAGACAACGUGUCUGCGCCCGCUUCUCACCUCCGCAGGGCCGGGGUCACCAUCUAUGCAGUGGGCAUCCAGCCUGCCUCUGAGAGUAAGGACCUGGAGAAGAUUGCCACCUACCCUCCCUGGAAGCACGUCAUCCUUCUAGAGUCCUUUCUGCAACUCGCCAUUGUGGGAAACAAACUUAAAACCAGGCUCUGUCCUGAGUGUGUGGGCAGAUUUUAUCCUCAGAUGAGUUGCACCCCACAGAAAGUACAAGAAGGCUGCACGCAUGUGGAGAAGGCAGACAUUUACUUCCUUAUUGAUGGGUCUGGUAGCAUCAGACAAAAUGACUUCACUGAAAUGAAGAAGUUCAUGAAGGAGGCGAUAAAGAUGUUCCACAUUGGGCCUGACAGAGUACGCUUUGGAGUCGUUCACUACUCAGACAGAAUUAUAAGCCGGUUUUUACUCAGCCAGUAUGCCAGCGUGGCAGAGCUGAGGACAGCUAUCGACAACAUCCAACAGAGAGGAGGUGGCACCACAACUGGUGAGGCCUUAAGAGAAAUGACCUUGAUCUUCAAAAACACUGCCAGAAUCAGCGUUGCCCGAUACCUCAUCGUCAUCACUGAUGGUCAGUCCUCAGACCCGGUGGCUGAGGCUGCACAGGGCUUGAGGGACAUUGGCAUCAACAUUUAUGCCAUUGGAGUCAGAGACGCUAAUAUGACUGAGCUUAAGGAAAUAGCAAGCAACAAGAUAUUCUUCGUAUAUGAGUUUGACUCAUUGGCAGCCAUUCGCCAGGAAGUCAUUCAGGACAUCUGCUCCUCAGAGACCUGUAAGAGGCAGAAAGCUGACAUCAUCUUCUUGAUCGAUGGCUCAGAAUCCAUCGCCCCGAAGGACUUUGAAAAGAUGAAAGAAUUCAUGGAAAGGAUGGUGAAUGAGUCAGAUAUCAGUGCUGAUGAAAUUCAGAUUGGCCUUCUGCAGUUCAGCUCCGUUCCCCGGGAAGAAUUCAGGCUCAACCAGUACUCCUCAAAGGUGGACAUCUGCAGAGCCAUCUUGAAUAUGGAACAGAUGAAUGAUGGUACCCGUACUGGGAAAGCCUUGAAUUUCACGCUGCCUUUUUUUGACAGUUCAAGAGGAGGGAGACCCAGUGUUCACCAGUAUUUGAUUGUGAUCACCGACGGGGUCUCCCAGGAUAACGUAGCCCCCCCAGCCAAAGCCCUCAGAGACAGAAACAUAAUUAUUUUUGCUAUCGGGGUGGGAGAGGCUCAGAGAACCCAGCUUCUGGAGAUCACUAAUGAUCAGGACAAAGUGUACCAUGAAGAAAAUUUUGAGUCCUUGCAGAACCUGGAAAAGGAAAUUCUUUAUGAGGUCUGUAGUCCCCAAGGAUGCAGUGUGGAUUUGUCUGUAGGAGUUGAUAUCUCAUCUUCUUCAGAGCGAGCUCAGCAGGAACUUCGGAAAUUGCUGCCAGGGCUGAUGCAACAGUUGGCCUUGCUUUCCAACAUCAGUUGUGAUGCUCCUGGCCAGAUCGACCCGAGGUUCCGCUAUGUGGUUCCAGGCUCCAGCAGCCAGCUUGUCUUUGACUCAGGCUUUGAGAAGUACAGUGAUGAGGCCAUACAGAAAUUCUUGGUGCAUCAGAGUUCAGUGACCAACCGUAUGGAUGUAGACUUUCUGCAGUCCCUGGGAGAGUCUGCCAUCCGCCUGUCUUUGGCUAAAGCGAAGGUCCUUUUAGUGCUUACAGACGGACUUGAUGAGGACCUACAGACCUUGAGGAGAACCUCAGAGCUCCUUCGCAGCAGAGGGCUCUCCGGGCUCCUGCUUAUUGGCCUGGAAGGCGCGCAUAAGUUGGAAGAACUCCAGGAACUGGAGUUCGGCAGAGGGUUUGUGUACAGGCAGCCUCUGAGCUCCAGUCUCCUGUCCCUCCCGAGCGUCUUACUGAAGCAGCUCGACACCAUUGUGGAGAGGACAUGCUGCCAGGUGUAUGCCAAGUGUUAUGGUGACGAUGGGCUCAGGGGUGAGCCUGGAAGUCUCGGGAGGGAGGGAGAGAGGGGUUUGGACGGGCUUCCUGGCCAUCUUGGUGAAGAGGGCGACUCUGGACAGAGAGGUCCCCAGGGGCUUCCUGGACUGCGAGGUGAAGAGGGAUGUCCAGGUGUAAGAGGACCCAAGGGAGCAAGAGGAUUUUCAGGAGAGAAGGGCAGCUCUGGUGAGGAAGGCGCUCCCGGCUUGGAUGGAGAACAGGGUAAUUGUGGAGCCACAGGGUCAUCUGGAGAGAAGGGAAGCAGAGGCAACAGGGGCUUGACAGGACUGCUGGGACAACCUGGACAUCGAGGGGAGCCUGGGCUGAGGGGAGACCCCGGGGAUCCUGGAAUUGAUAAUCCCGUCCAAGGCCCCAAGGGAGAAAAGGGAAAGCACGGCCACCAGGGAGGUUCUGCUUUCCAUGGACCUCUUGGGGAAACAGGCAGUGUGGGACCUCGGGGGUCACGUGGAAGACGUGGCCUGCCAGGGUUGAAGGGUGUGCGCGGAGAGGCUGGUGAGCUGGGUUUCCAAGGAGAGCCUGGGUAUCCAGGCCCACAGGGACCCAGAGGAAGGCAAGGACCACCAGGAUUUUUUGGUCAAAAAGGGAGUCGGAGCGCCCAGGGGAAUCCUGGGCCUCCAGGGCCAAAUGGCUCAAGAGGACCAGCUGGACCCAGGGGAAUGAAGGGAGAACUUGGCCGUUCAGGAGAAAGAGGUCCACGGGGUCAGCAAGGACCAAGAGGGCAGCCUGGUCGGCUUGGUCCAGAUGGAUAUGGUCACCCAGGAAGAAAAGGCAAGAAGGGUGAACCUGGAUUCCCUGGCUAUCCCGGUAUACAAGGAGAAGAUGGUAACCCAGGCUGUGAAGGGGAGAAGGGGCCCAAGGGAAUCCGAGGGAAGAGGGGUAAUUCUGGCUUUCCUGGAUUUGCUGGAACUCCAGGUGACCAAGGCCCACCAGGGAAGAUGGGCAUCAAGGGCUCAAAAGGUUUGGCUGACAGGACGCCUUGUGAAAUUGUUGAUUUCAUGCGAGGAAACUGCCCUUGCUCAAAAGGUCUUUCCAGAUGCCCAGCGUUCCCAACGGAAGUAGUCUUUGCCCUGGACAUGUCCAACAAUGUCUCCCAGUCAGACUUUGAGAGGAUGAGAAACAUUUUAUUAUCUCUAUUGAUGAAGAUGGAAAUGAGUGAGAGCAACUGUCCCUCUGGAGCCCGAGUGGCCAUUGUUUCCUAUAACACAAAGACAGACUACCUCGUGCGCUUCUCAGACCAUCAGGGAAAGGCUGCCCUCCUACAGGCUGUCAGGAAAAUCCCCCUUGAACGGUCAUCUGGGGCCCGGAACCUUGGGGCCACCAUGAGGUUUGUGGCUAGACACGUAUUCAAACGUGUACGCUCAGGCGUUCUGAUGAGGAAGGUGGCCAUGUUCUUCCAGGCCGGUAGGAACUAUGAUACAACCUCUGUCGGCACAGCCAUGCUGGAGCUCCACGCAGCGGACAUUGUCACAGCAGUUGUGACAUUCAUCGAGGAGCACAACCUCCCAGAUACCCUGCUGGUGGACGGAGUCAACAGAUUGCAGUUGUUUACAUGGGAGACAGAGCGCGAGCAGGAUGUGGAGCGCCUGGCCAGCUGCACUGUCUGCUACGACAAGUGCCGACCAGUCCCAGAGUGCCAGCUGGAGGCUCCCAGGCCACAGGUGUUGGACAUGGACGUGGUGUUCCUGGUGGACAGCUCCCAGGGCGUCAGCAGGGAUGUAUACCUCGGGGCUUUGAGGCUAGUGGAUUCAGUGCUCAAGGACCUGGAAGUGGCUGAACAUCCUGGAACAUCCUGGUAUGGGACACGUGCAGCCCUGGUGACUUACACAACUCCAGGUUUUUGGCCUAGCCUGGGUCAAAACCCGAUACUUGAGCACUUUCACUUGACCUCUCACGGUCACCGUACACAGAUGCAAAGGAAGGUCUGGGAGGCUGCAGGCCGCCUGCUUCAGGGAGCCCCUGCCCUCGGCCAUGCCCUGGAGUGGACACUGGAAAAAGUGCUUCUGGGAGCUACACUGCCGCGUAGGUCACGGGUCCUCUUUGCCAUCGUGGCCAGCGAGACAAGCAGCUGGGACAGAGAGACGCUAAGGACCGUGUCCCAGGAGGCCAAGUGCCAGGGCAUCACACUGUUCGUGCUGGCCAUAGGCCCGGGAGUUGGAGCCCAGGAGCUGGCUGAGCUGGCCAGAGUGGUCAGUAAGCCCUCCGAGCAGCACAUGUUACGCCUGGAGGGCGUCUCAGAUGUGGAGGUAGCUUAUGCCAGCAGAUUCACACAGGCUUUCCUGAACCUUCUAAAGGGUGGAAUGAACCAGUAUCCACCCCCAGAGCUCAUUAAGGAGUGUGGAGGCCCAAACCGUGGGGACAACUUGCUGUACUUAGACCCACCUGCCAAGAGGUUGUCCAAGCGCCAGUUUGGCACGUCUGCCUUUGCUUAUGACUCAGAAACACUCAAAUCACCAAAUAUUUUUCCAGAAGAAAAGAGGAAAAGCAGGGUGGCAUCUAUAGCUCCGCAAGAAGCAUUGGGAAAUUAUGAAAAGAACAAGUUGGACGUGGAAGAAAAUGAUCAAGAAAUGCCAGAAAAAGAAAGGCGUUUGGGUACCACCCUCAGCGAGACACCAGACCGUGGCUUCCUUGCUCUCUAAGUUGGAUUCACUUUUAAAAAUACUUAUCUUUAAAUAAAAUUUCU
This is a messenger RNA of Acomys russatus (golden spiny mouse), 6938 nucleotides long. RefSeq names its product collagen alpha-4(VI) chain-like. The transcript is spliced from 36 exons. The record is from RefSeq and is a predicted model, not a curated record. The coding region runs from base 1 to 6894 and encodes 2297 amino acids. NCBI's taxonomy places the organism in Eukaryota, Metazoa, Chordata, Mammalia, Rodentia, Muridae.